Messenger RNA from Porites evermanni, 3704 nucleotides. The record is from the annotation of a GenBank genome assembly. Lineage: Eukaryota; Metazoa; Cnidaria; Anthozoa; Scleractinia; Poritidae.
AUGGGUGAAGGCGACGGCUAUGGUUGUAAAAUCUAUUUUCUCAUUUCACUCGAGGGAAUCCUGUUCUUGCUGCAGCUCGUAAGUGAAAGCCGAACAUGGUUUCUUUCGUGUUGUUUUAUUGGGUACUUUCGAUUGUUUAGAGGAUUUCUUUGGGUUCGAUAGUUGCGCGACGUUCAGUAACCUUUUGUAAGUUAGGCAUUUUUUUAUGUCUGUGAUGUUAUUUUAAAUAUUCAGGCAAUUUGAAAAUCAUUUGUUUUAUUGCCGCACCCUCUAAUCCACAGGCAGCCUUUUGUACAUGGCCAGUGAGCUGAAAAAUUUUCCAGUUUCUUAGUAAAGAGCAUAAAUGUUGGACCUGAUCUAUAGAGAGACUUAAUAUCAAAAUAAUAGCAAAACACAGAAGUAUGUUUUACUGCCCGAUUUUUAACGGCCUUAAAUCAGAUAUCUGGAAGAGAAAAUCACAUAUUUUGGCUAUUUACAACAAUUAUCAUUUUAAAGUAAUGCACUGAUUGAUAUUCAUACGAAGCCAUUUCAACCCUGUUGGUGUGAAAAUUUAGUUUUUCACAAUUCGGCAGUGCUGUAGUUGGUGUAUGUACAGCUCUUUGCCCAUCAACAUAUUAACCCAUUGAUUAACCAUUGACAUGGAUCGAGGAGAGUAGUAGUAACCCAAUUGGAUCACUAUAUGACUGUUGUAUUAUAACUUAUACAUUAUUACGAUUAUUACUAUUAGGAAAAUGUAAACUUCAAGUUACAACAAUCAAGGUACCCUAACUGGUUGCUAAUUAGAAACAUUUCUCUAAAGCACUUGUAUUCCAUUACUUGAUGCUCUUGAUUUUAAAAUUGUUGUUAAAGGUGAUAUUUCAAAGAGGAGUACCUUAUACUAAAAAUAACAUUCCUCAAGUUGAUUGUUAGUUACUGACGAGGUGCAAUAUUUUAUAACUGUGCCUGCCAAGUCAUUAAAUCUCUUUUAGUGUCUUUGAGAUAUGAGUGACUCAUAUGAAAAUUGUUUCUGCCUCAAAAAGAAAUCAAGUUCAUUAAUGUGCAAAAAUGAGACAAAAGAAAGAGAUGUACUCACAAUAAUAAUUUAUUAUAAUUGUGAUACAGGACUAUAUGUACCUUAGUAUUUUUGAAGUGUAAAAGGCUUUCAUCUUCAGCAUUGAAGCAGAAAAAAUAUAUAGGUUUGUCUGCAUGCAGUAACUAUAUGCACAUAUAUAUGCUGACAAAGUUACACUGCAACAUUUUCUAUAAACUUAUUAUAAGGUUGUUUGGGUUAACAAAACAGCAACUGGUGGUGGUUUUCAAACAACAGGUGGAAUGAUUUCGUUUUGUUACAGUACAUGUAUUAUUUUUGUGACCUAUUUUUUAAAGUAAGUGAAGACAUGCUUAUGACUCCCUUGCUAAAUUGCAACUACCUGUACCAAGAAUGUUGUUUUUGUCCCUUGGGUCAGUUUUUUUUUUUGCUUUCCUUGAGUUGGAUUUUGAUCACAAUCUUUUACUUUACUAAAAAUGUUGAUAUGCAAAACCAAGAAAAAAGUAAAGUGAGAUUUGAUCCAGCAGUAAAUUUUUAUUAAAAUUGUAUCUAAGUUGCUCAAUAACCUUUCCAGGUUCACAAAUAACAAUAAAAACAAUUUAAAAAAAACUCUGGACUUGAUGAGUUUUAUAAUAAUUAAUUGUAAUUUAUUGAAAUAAAUUAUUUACUUUUAAGGUUCUUGGAGUCAUCGCUUUUGCAUUGGUUUUGAGUCAUGAGGAUUCUAGUUUGUUUUCACAUUAUGGCUUCUUUAUUGUGGUCAGUGCCCUGUGCUGGAUUGGUGCCUUGUUAAUUAUAUUCUUCCACGUGAUUGGCUGUUGUAAAGUCAAAAUACUGGGUAUCUGGCAGAGAGAAUAUUCACUGGUAAGUCGAGACAUCUGCAGUUUUAAUGAGUUAUGUUUACCCUUACUCUUUCUAUCCUUUACCGAUACUUUCAACUUGAGCUACGUGUACAUACAUGUACAAAUUGAAAUUAGUGAAAUCAUAUAUUGUUUUAAAAUUAUAUGCAGUUAAAAUCAUAUCAGUAGAAUUAAUAUUUACCCAAACAAUGUCACUUUCAAAACUUAAGAAAUCAAUAAUUCAUAAAAACUUACAGUUUCUUUAAGGCUUAGGGGAAUAAAACCAAGGAAAAUCCCAUUGAGGUUCAGGAAUGAAUAACUGAUUUCUUUUGUUUUAUUUCCCUACAGGCAGUUACUUCUAGCUUUAAUAUUACUGUAUAUCUCACAUCUUAAUUUGGUCAUCCAGUCAUACUGAAAGAGUUAAUUUAUUAUAAUUUUAGCAGGUGUACAUAAUAAAAAUAAAUGGCAAUUGUGGGACUGCAUGUAAAUGGAGAUCUGUUGUGACAGUUUCUAAAUAAUAAAUAAAAUAAAUGAUGAUUUGGAGGUGGCACAUCCACAAAGUGGUUCUUCAUCUAUCUGAUUUCUGGUUGAAUAUUAUUGGAAUUUGGAAAUGUUGGGUUUUGAGGAGAUGGGAAAACCCGAGUACCCAAAGAAAAACCUCUCAGAGCAAGGGAGAAUCAACAACAAGCCUGCACCCAAAAAAACUUGUGUAUUACAUUUGCAUUCUCAAAAUCAGUGUUUUUCAUUUAUGCACACAUUAUGCAUUAUACCAUCCCAUAGAACACUGCCGAGAUACACAAACACAGGGCUUAAUGCAUCCUUGGGAUGAAAGAAAUUUACUAGUUUAUCUCAUAUAAAAUAAAAUGAGAAGUUAAUGGGAAAAUUAGUAACUUCCCAGAGAGCAUGUUGAGGCUUUAUAGAAACUUAGGAUGCAUGUACAUGUAUUUCUUUAGUCAUAGUGCAAACUCAGUCAAAACCAAGAAUAGUUAAAAUUCCAUAAUAGCCAAUACUAUGCUCUAAGAAAAUUUUGUGUUUAGCUCAAAUCCAGGCUCAGUGCCUUGCACAGUCAUUUAAUGUCUGUGCAAAAACUAAAGAUUUCCUUGUCACUUGAGGGACAACAGCCCUGAUGCAAUUACCUAAACAGGCUGCUGAGGCUGAAAAAUUAGUUUCAGUGUAUUGUCCACUACUACAGGCUAAUGGAAAGAUAUUUUUGUCUUUUAGUGGAUAUUUCUGUUGAGUUAUUCCCUGUCAUACUUCUUCUUCUUCCUGUUCUCAUCGGCCCUGCUGUCUCAAUGGACUCAAGGUUCAGCCCAGUUUAUUAUUGCUGCGGUAAGUUCAGAUGACUUCAUGUUUUAUGAAUUUGUCAGAACAAACAUGUAUUUCAUCGUAAGAAAGCCUGCAUUUAACUGCAGACAUUAAUAAUUCAAUAUCACUAAGAUUAAUUGCAGAUGGAUCUACAUAUUAUGUUGAUAUUCAAAGUACCGUUUGAGUAUAACUUUUUGCGAAGACUUUGCCGGCACAUAUUUUAGGGGCACACCUUUUAAUUCAGCAUUCUCCUACCAGAAAUGUUGCACCUGAAAAUGAAUGAGAUGUCUAAAAACACUGAGUUGAGUUCCAGCAUUUUAUUUAGUUGAGUUGUUUGAAUGUAAAUGUGCAGUGUGCUAUUAUCACUUCCUUUCCACUGAUAUAAAGUGAAUUAACUGUGUUUUUCUUUUCUUUUUUAGAUCUGUGGCUUUAUUUUGGCCAUUGUAUUUUUCAUCCUUUGCUUUAUAUACUACCGCCGUGUCAGGAAAAUCAGACUGACAGAGGUUGCUUGGGAAGGUGACAAAACAAGAACCUAA